Leptonychotes weddellii (Weddell seal) is the source of this 2498-nucleotide messenger RNA. RefSeq names its product olfactory receptor 10V1-like. NCBI's taxonomy places the organism in Eukaryota, Metazoa, Chordata, Mammalia, Carnivora, Phocidae. Gene Ontology annotation, biological process: G protein-coupled receptor signaling pathway. The record is from RefSeq and is a predicted model, not a curated record. Gene Ontology annotation, cellular component: membrane. Gene Ontology annotation, molecular function: olfactory receptor activity; G protein-coupled receptor activity.
AGGAAAGGGAGAGGCCAAGAGUUGAAUGGGUCACCCAGCAGGAGCUCUAUGUCCUGACAUUAAUCUGUCCUCAGGGGGCAGCACGGUGCCAUCAACAGGCUCAAGGCACUGAAUGCAUGGAGAGUGCAAAUCAAACUGGGAUAAUUCACUUCCAUUUCCGCCCCUUCUCCAAACUCCCUGAGGUGCAGAUGCUGAUUUUCGUGGCCUUCCUGAUCAUGUACCUGGUCAGCAUCAGUGGCAAUGUCUCCGUUUCUCUCAUCAUCUGGAUUAACCAUUCUCUGCACACCCCCAUGUACUUUUUCCUGGCCAACUUGGCAGUUCUGGAGAUCUGCUACUCUUCCACCAUUGCCCCGCUGACUCUGGCCAGCGUCCUGUCCACGGAGAGAGACUUCAUCUCCUUGCCUGGCUGUGGUACCCAGAUGUUCUUCUUCACCUUCCUAGGCAGCGCUGACUGCAUUCUACUAGCUGUCAUGGCCUAUGACAGGUUUGUGGCCAUCUGUCACCCUUUGCGUUACACUCUCAUGAUGAGCUGGCGGUUGUGUGUCCAGCUGGCCCUGGGGUCUCUCGUGCUGGGGUUCAUCUUGGCCAUGCAGCUGACUGUACUCAUCUUCCAACUCCCCUUCUGCAGCAGUAAAGAAAUCAGCCUGUUCUAUUGCGAUGUCCUCCCUGUCAUGAGACUGGCCUGUGCAGAUACCUGGGUCCAUGAGGCCACGCUGUUUGUGAUCAGCAUCAUCGUCCUCACCAUCCCCUUCCUGCUUAUCACUCUCUCCUAUGUCUUCAUCGUGGCCACCAUCCUGAAGAUCCGCUCAGCAGAGGGGAGGCACAAGGCCUUCUCCACCUGCUCCUCCCACCUGACUGUGGUCCUGCUCCAGUACGGAUGUGGGGGCCUCAUCUACCUGUGCCCCAGCUCCAGCUACUCUCCAGAGAGGGGCCAGGUAGUGUCUGUGGUUUAUACAUUCAUCACCCCUGUGCUGAACCCCUUGAUCUACAGCAUGAGAAACAGAGAGCUUAAGGAUGCUUUGAAGAGAACAAUGAUCAGAUUCCUGUUGUCCUAAACACAGUAAACAUUCUGGAUGUUCCUCUCCAACAUUGCUGGGAAGAAACAAAUGAGUAUGCUUUCUGGGAGAUGAGGAGGUGGGAGCUAAGAGGUCAUUGGAUUUAUACUGUUACUUCUUCCUGGUUAUAUUAUUUCUGAGUCAUUUUUCUUUUCUCAGCCUCGGAUUCUUCAUCUCUAAAAUGGGGAUGAAAAUGCCCACUAGACUUAAAUCUGGGGUAGUUUUGAGCACCCAAAGUGAAAAUACUUCGUGAUUUUUAAAGGGCAAUAUGGCAGUGAAUGUGGUCAUUGCUUAUCCUCAUCAUUACAUGUGAAGUCUGUGUCCGGUUCUCAGGUUCUUAGUGGGGUCACAUGUUGACACAUGUACUCAGGGCCAGAGCCAAGAACAAGAUGCACAUCAAACCAGGACCAUCGCAACCACUCUCUGCUGAUUGCCGUGGUGCAAAUGCUGAGCUUAUACCUUUUCGAAUUCUCUUUCAUCCUAAAUUCUUCUUCCUGGGAAAGGUGAUGGGGAAAGUGCUGGAGUUUAAAAGUUGUGGUUCUUUUUUCUUACCUUUAUACCCAGAGCUAAUCUGUCUGCACCUCAAUCUCUGACUCUGUAUUAGUUGUUAGUCUGCGUCUAACUCACUCUCCCCGUGCCUGUUGGGUCUCCUCCCCAUUGUGUCCUUUCUGUCUCAGAUACACACACACACACACACACACACACACACACACACACUCACAUGUUUCACAUUUCUCUCUGUCCCUAGCUGCUAUGGUCUGAUUAUUUGUGUCCUCCUAUCUCAGGUUCAUCUGUUGAAAUCCUAAUCCCCAAUGGGAUGGUAUCAGGAGGUGGGGCUUUUGGGAGGUAAUUAGGUCUUGAGGAUGGAGCCCUCAGGAACGGGAUUAGUGCAUUCAUAAAAGAGACCCCACAGAGCUCCCUGGACCCUUCCGCCAUGUGAGGAUACAAGAAGUCUGUGACCUGGAAGAGGUUCCUCACCCAACCCUGACCUCAGACUUCCAGCCUCCAGAACUGUGAGAAAUAAAUGUCUGUUGUUUACAAAGCCACCCAGUCUAUGGUACUUUGUAAUGGCAGCCCGGAUGGACGAAGACACGAAGUGUACAUACUAUGGAAAGAUUGCCUUUUAAAAUUGAGCCUCUCUGGGUAGGAGAGGGGUAAUGUUGGUUCAGAUCUGGAUUCAGGUUGAGGAAAAGCUAGUUCUGUGAAGAUAAACACUGGCUGGACACAACGAGGGGAAAGGACUCUAAUGUGGCUGUGAGCAGGAGGGUAAUUGUUUCAGGACGAUCCCUGUCUCAGGGUAAUGGCAUCAGAACAUCAGAACAUAGAUAGUUUACUGUCUUUUUGUAGGGUGGGGGAAGCUCAUUUACUCCUCUGCCCAUUGAUUAGUGAGGGAUUUAUUGGGGUGCUUGACUGGCUCAGUUGGUGGAGUGUGCGCCUCUUAAU